GAUUAAAGCCGAAUCUGACGGGUCUUAUCGUAACGGACCCAUAUGAGCAAAACCAUAACAUAAUAAAUCGACUUGAGUUUCCCCAACGUUGCACAUUUCCCGGUCCUUUGCUGAGUCUGAUGGGUUCAGCGUCUCUGGAAACAGAAUCGUUUCAGUAGCAUCAUGGCCCUGGCUGAGGAGCAGCCUGAGAAACACUGCUGGGUGUGUUUUGCCACCGAGCGGGAUGACCACAGUGCAGAGUGGGUGAGUCCCUGCAGGUGUAAAGGCUGCACAAAGUGGAUUCACCAGUCAUGUCUGCAGCGCUGGUUGGACGAGAAGCAGAAAGCAAACAGCGGAGGAGCCGUCAGCUGUCCUCAGUGCGGCACUGAGUACCAUAUCAUUUUCCCCAAGAUGGGCCCGCUGGUGUACUUCCUGCAGCAGGUUGACAGAGCUCUGUCUCGGGCCAGUCCCUUUGCUGCAGUCGGGGUGGUCGUCGGGACGGUCUACUGGUCAGCGGUCACAUAUGGAGCUGUGACAGUCAUGCAGGUGGUGGGACAUAAGAAGGGUCUGUAUGUGAUGGAGCGAGCUGACCCACUGUUUCUGCUCAUGGGCCUGCCCACCAUCCCUGUGCUGCUGGUCCUGGGAAAGAUGAUCCGAUGGGAGGAUUAUAUAGUGAGGCUCUGGCACAAAUACUCCUAUAAACGCCAGCCCCUGUCAGGCAGUGGUGGAUACCUCAUUCGCGGGCCUGUCAACGGAGCUGGUGCAGGAGAUCACCUGUCCGUGUCCAGGACUCUGUGUGGAGCUCUCGUCUUCCCUUCCAUCGCCAGUCUGGUGGGGCGGCUUCUUUUCCGCCGGGUUUCCUCUAACCUGCAGCGCACUAUUCUGGGCGGCAUCGCCUUCGUGGUGAUUAAAGGUGUCUUAAAGGUGUAUUUCAAGCAGCAGCAGUACAUCAUUCAGACCAACAGACAAAUCCUGAACUACCCAGAAAGGCGUGAAGAUGGACAGACUGAGGGCGAGGAGGAUGAUGCAGAGCACAGCGGGAAUGAAUGACACAGAAAACAAAGACUGGGGGGAGGGAAGCAGAGGUGAUUUUAACUUGAACGCUGUAUGGAGGAGUGAAGGCAGGUGCUGUAGCAGGUGAGGAGGAUCUAUUUAAGAUGUAAUUCUGCUGAUUGGACCCCGAACAGUAAAAUGAAAUGAAGACACUGGUGGCGCUUCAAUGCCUUAAGUUCUUACUCCUGAAUAUGCUGAUUCAACACGGACUUGCCUUAUAUUUUAACACACCUGAAUGCUUCUUGUGGAAAAUCUGAAUCUGCAUUCUGGAAAUUCUUUUUAAAAGCAGCUCCUGCUGUGUGAUGUGCUGGUUUUUUUAGUUUUCUAUGAGGAUAAAUUCAACAUUUUCUAUUGUUUGGCUGUUGGACAGACAGCUACAGGUAAUAACAACCAGUUCUCUCAGUUAGGUGACUUCUUAAACACUGAACUAUUAUAAAUAGAAGUUAAUGCUGCUUGCAGCUUUAUAGCUCGCCUGUGCUGAAUAAUUUGAUCAGGGAACAUAAAAUAAUAAGAAACCAAACUCAAAACAGGAAGUUAAGGAAUUUGUAGGAUUAAUUGGAUUAUUUUGGGUGUAAACCAGAGGUCCUCUUUGUGUUUAUGGUAAAAGUAUGUGUGCAUGCACUGAGAUUUAACUGAAUGCAGAAUUUUCUUAAAACAUCCCACAUAGUAAUUUAAACAGGAAAACAGAAGAAGGUGCUUAUUUCUGCAAUAACUUAUAACUGCUGCUGCUGCUGUUUGUGGUUUAUCCAGGCUGAAGUUUAUGUUUAUUAUGUGUCCGCUUUGGUGCAGGUCCUCCAAGGAGGUCUUUAAAGUGAAAAACACCAGUUUAUUGUUAAAAGCAUCAAUAUGUUCUCCUGUACAAAAGUCUGGUCUGCUCCUGAUGAAGCUGAAUGACUCAGUUUCCACUUGAAUAUUUACCUAGUUUUACUUUUCAUACAUCUAGACCCGUGGUUGAAGAAAUAUCUGAUCACUGCUGUAUACGAUUUUGAGGAUAUUACUAACUUUGAUGACCUUCAUUCAAUUAUUGGCUUGAAAUCUUAACAAAGAGAUGCUUUAGAACAUCCCUGAGAAUCUUUUCUCUAGCUUUAAUCCAAUAAUAUUGUGCCCUGAACAUUUUAAAAAUGGGAGCUGCUAACAGUUAAUUAUGUUUCUUUCAGGAUGUGUGAGUGCAGUUAAUUUGAAAUUAAUAACUUGUUAGUUUAAAAUUGACAAUGAUAAAUGCCAAGAAGUACAUUUUCCCUACAGUCCAGUUAUGAUGUAAUGACUCUUCACAGCUGCUGCCAAUCAAGAAAGUUAUUGGAGUUAAAAUAUAUAUUAUAUAACAAAGGUUGUACAUUACCUCAGAUGAGUUGUUCUGCAAUAUCACCAUGCACAAUGUCAACAAUAUAAAUAUCACUAAGACAUUUUGACAUGGAAAAGGACGAGAACGGAUGUAUCUUUGAAGGCUGCAUUCCACUUAGAGGAAGCUCAGCUUUUGUGUUUAUUCUACAACUAACCAGCAUGCAAAGGUGCAGCAGUGGAUUACAGCCCUCAUUAAUACACCUGAGGUUAGUACCAUAUUUUAAGAUUGUUCAUAUAUCACAAGUCAUAUCUAGAUCGCAAUACAUAAAAAUGAUGUUUUCCUAAUCUUCUCUUCUGUGGCACUGUUGUGUUUAACUUUGUGUACAUUCAUUUUUUAUACCCAUUUAACCCAGUUUGGGGUUACAGGGGAGCUGGAGCCUAUCAGCUGCUAUCAGGUGUGAAGCAGGAUACAGCAACCAUGCAUGCUCACACACAACUUCACACAGAAAAGCUUCAGCUAAGGUUCAAACAGGAGCCUACUUCAUGUGAGACGACAGUGCUAACUACCACACCACCCUGCAGCCAAAAUCAAUUAUUUUUAAGUUAAUGAUGUUUUUUCAUAAUUACUUGGCGCCUGGCUUUUCCUGCAGACACAGUCUGACUGCGGUUUGUUGCUGUGGGAUGAAGUGAAGUAGUCCCACAUCUCUAGAAACGAGCAUCUCACAGUGUUACUCCACAGUGUGAUCCCGGACUCGCGUGUUGCACUACUUCUUGUGGCACAGCUGCAAGCACUGAUGCGUCUGCAGGUUUUGGAAUAUAUUGAGCAGAUUUUUUUGUUGAUGUUGCUGCCUUGAUGCUGCUAAAACUGAAGCCAAACAAACGUGCCAUUGUCAUUUAUUUAAGAGAAAAGAGAUUUGGGUUAUGGUUAAUAAAACUGUUUAGAUGUUAUUAUUACUAAACACACUUGCUGUAGAGCUUCAAUGGCACAAUUUAUGUCCAAUGUUUGUUAAGGAGCUUUGUGAAUAAUUUUGUUUUAAUAAAGCUCAGAAAUCAAAAGAGUGUUUAAUUAUUUUUCAAAGCUUUUCUUUUAUCUUCG
Melanotaenia boesemani (Boeseman's rainbowfish) is the source of this 3409-nucleotide messenger RNA. RefSeq names its product membrane-associated ring finger (C3HC4) 5, like (gene marchf5l). The coding region runs from base 163 to 1029 and encodes 288 amino acids. Lineage: Eukaryota; Metazoa; Chordata; Actinopteri; Atheriniformes; Melanotaeniidae. Gene Ontology annotation, molecular function: zinc ion binding. The record is from RefSeq and is a predicted model, not a curated record. The transcript has 7 exons.